AUGCAGCUCUCCAACAUCGUCGCCGUUGUCGCUCUCCUCGCCACCACCGCUGUCGCCAGCCGUUCUCCUCCCCGCCCACAGCGCCCAUCCCGCCCAGUUGCUCCUGUCUUCCAGAGCAUACAGUGCUCUUCCGGCAGCCCCUUCUGCUGUGCUCCGGAGAGCACCCUCGGCACCACUUGCACUGCCAUGUCCGGCAGCUCCGUCCAGUGCAACAGCCUCAUUGUCUGCUGCAACAACAAUGGCAGCGGUGUAAACUCAAGUCUGCUCUGCUACUCUCCAGCAGCCAGUAAACUUCGUCGACCUGUAAAUGCCCAAUCGACACAAUGGUCGCAGCACAUGACAAGUUGCCUUUCAUUCGAGAUGCCUUCGAUUGACGAUUUUACGAUAUCGAUUACUUCUUCACAUCUUUCGGAGAACGGCUUUGGGCGGUUGAAGCUGGGUCAGCUUGGGCUUACUUGA
Molecule: messenger RNA, 459 nt
Organism: Paracoccidioides brasiliensis Pb18
Exons: 2
Coding region: 1-459 (152 amino acids)
Source: RefSeq, a predicted model, not a curated record